CACAGGUGUAAUUCGGGGAAGUGUCCACUAAGAGGUGCUGUCUGUCACAGUACUGUGCAUGAUUUCAUUUCAUUCAUGGACGAGGGGCGAUUUUAUUUAUUUUUUUUUUAUUUUUUUUUAAUUGUAUUGAUAGAGGCGCAAGUGGAGACACUGGUGUCCACCGAACAACACGCUGUUUCCCAGCCAGGGUGCAGUUAGGGUAGAAUACAACUGUUUUAAAUUAUUUUGUAUAAAACAUAUGUGUGUGUAGUUCGUCAAAAGUUGGAAAGAUUAGCAUAGUUAGCGUUUACAGUACAGCGUAGUGAAGCGAUGCAAUAUAUUCUGGGUGAAAGCAAUACAUUAAAAUACACGUAGCAGAUUCUGCACAGGUUAGAGGCGUGCACAAACGCAUUAAAUAACUGAUCCUGCACACUGUAGCUACACAACCGCAACUAUUGUCCACAUCUUUUGGUUUCUUGUGUUCGAGGUAAUUACCGUUCGGUCCAAUGAGUACUACGACUUGUUUGUUAUGGAUUUCAAAAAGAAUUAAAAAAAAAGAAAGAAAAAAAAGAAAGAAAAACCACAAGUCUACUGUCGCUUGUAAACCCCCCCGGACUUGCUCGCUCCUGUUACUGUGUCUUUAAGACGCCCGUCUCCUCAGGAUAGCGCGUGACGUCAUGUUUUGCAAUCCAGCCUCACGCGUGGAGAAGGGAAUCUCCCGCCAUCUCCGCGAUCCAGGGCGAAAGCGGCAAGUUUGAGAAAAACACGCGAAGCUGAAACCAACUCGAAGAAGCACGUCCACGAAUGGCAGAUAACUCACUGACAAUGGAAUCGGAUGACUUACAGGAGCAGAUAGGGCCUGCAGAGAGUCAGGAGGGUCCUGCAGACUGUUCAUCUGAGCUAACCCCAGAGGAAACCCCUACUUCUGAGAACGAGAAUGAGUCCAAAGAAUAUAUGAAUCAGUCCUCAGCCGACACAGAUCAAGUUGAAGUUCAAGUGAAAAACGAGCGAGACGACGACUACUCCAGGAUGGAGGAGGAGGAAGGCAGAGAGGCAGCCGAGAUGAUGCACUAUACAGAGUAUAACGACUAUGAUGGCGCGCAGAACCAAGCCAGUCCCUACGCAGGGUCCAGGGCGUCGAGCGGGAAACUCAACUGUGACAUCUGCGGGCUUGCCUGCGUGAGCCUCAACGUCUUACUUGUGCACAAACGCAGCCAUACUGGAGAGCGCCCUUUCCACUGCACCCAGUGUGGAGCUUCGUUCACGCAGAAGGGCAAUCUGCUGCGUCACAUCAAGCUGCACUCUGGGGAGAAACCCUUUAAGUGCCACAUGUGCAGCUAUGCCUGCCGCAGACGGGACGCCCUGAGCGGCCACCUCCGCACCCAUUCAGUGGAAAAACCGUACAAAUGUAACCACUGUGGACGGAGCUACAAGCAGCGCAGCUCACUGGAAGAACACAAAGAGCGUUGCCAUGUGUACAUACAAAGCAAAGGACUCGGGGACGGAGAGCCUGAAGAAGUGAGAGCCGCCAAAACACAGAUGGGAACAGAACGCACUCUAGUGCUGGACAGAUUGGCAAGCAGCGUAGCCAAAAGAAAGAGUUCCAUGCCUCAAAAAUUCAUUGGUGACAAACGUCUCUGCCUGGACAUCAGCUACAACAACAGCCUGAUGUACAGCAAGGAGAGCGAGCUGAUCCAGCGGGGCAUGAUGGAGCAGGCCAGGGGCUACAUGGGUGCCGAGAACAUGCGACCCUUGAUCCAGACCCCUCCGGCCGGCGCUCCUCCUCCCGAGAUGGUCCCUGUAAUCAGCAGUGCCUUCCCGCUGUCCCUCACCCGCUCCGACAUGAACGGCCACGAGCCCGAGGGGGGGAGCCACCAGCACCCGCGGGUCAAACGUCAGCCUUCCAACAGGGGCCCGUCUCCCAGCACUAGCGGGCACGAAUCCCCCGAAGCAGACAGCCACCCCCAGGAGGAGCGAGGGCAAGGGCACGGCGUCUUCAACCUGGAUCACCUGCUCCUGUGGGGCCGGCGUCGCAACGUUGCCUACCUCAAAGACCUGCCCCUCCGACCCUACGAGGCCGGCAGGCCCCCCCUGUCGCCCCACGACAUGUUCAGGGUGAUCAGCGGGGAGGGGGAGGCUGUCCCUGCUUUCCGCUGCGAGCACUGCCAUGUCCUGUUCCUCGACUACGUCAUGUUCACCAUCCACAUGGGCUGCCAUGGCUUUAGGGACCCUUUCGAGUGCAACGUGUGUGGAUACCGGAGCCAGGACAGGUACGAGUUCUCAUCGCACAUAGCGCGCGGGGAGCACCGCUUCAUAAACAAAUGAGGCUUUUCAUGCGUUUUUUUGUCUUUUCUUUUUUCAAAAGUAGCAUUGCUUUUUUUUUUUUCCUUGUGUAAGACUGUUUA
Messenger RNA from Polyodon spathula (Mississippi paddlefish), 2384 nucleotides. Its product is annotated as zinc finger protein Aiolos-like. Gene Ontology annotation, biological process: regulation of transcription by RNA polymerase II. Bases 784 to 2304 code for a protein of 506 amino acids. Lineage: Eukaryota; Metazoa; Chordata; Actinopteri; Acipenseriformes; Polyodontidae. The transcript is spliced from 9 exons. Gene Ontology annotation, molecular function: RNA polymerase II cis-regulatory region sequence-specific DNA binding; DNA-binding transcription factor activity. The record is from RefSeq and is a predicted model, not a curated record.